AUGUGGUGGGUGCGGCGCGGGAGAAACACCGCCGCCCGCCGCCCCCUUCCCUCGGAUGUAGAGGCGGGUUGUUCGUGUGAACUCGAGCGAACGACUAGAGGUUGGCUGUUGCAGGUUCACUCCAGUCGUUCCCAAAUUCGGGGCCAAAUUCGGGACGUCGGGGUGGCAGCCUCGCGCCCGCACAGCCUCGUGGGGCCCGCCCACGGAGCACCCCGCGGCCGCCCGCGCGUCCAGCUCUCCGGUGGCUUCUCCCGCGCUCGUGCGGGUGCGGGCCGAGCUCGGCGUCUGCAGCUCGCUGGAUGGGGGGGCCGAGGCGCGCCGGUGCAGAGGGCCGGGUCGUGCCGAGGCCACAUCCCAUCCUCCUGUGUGGGACCAGCCGGCCCUCUGCCACCCGAGAAGCGAGGGCUCACAUCCCGGGGCCGUCCGGAGCGAGAGGAGUCAAGCUGGGGUGAUCGCGGACAGGAACGAGGGGACGAGGAGCAGAAUGGGCCAGAAAGAGCCCCGCCACGCGCCCUCGCGGCGGGGCUCCGCAAUGGGAACCCCUGUCAACCGCCGCAGGGACCGGGGCUCCGGCGCAGAGGCACCGGCCGUACGUCUGGAAGGGGGAAUCCCCAGUACGGAGUGGCAUGGAUGCCCCUUUGUGUGACUAAAUUUGGCAAGAAUAUGGAUCCGAGCCAGUCUUUCCACGUGUGCUCCCAGCUCCCAGCUGAGAAGGCCAAGGGUUCUCUUCCGGGAAAACCAAUUCGGCUAUUAAGGGAACCUCUCAACAGAGCAGAGGAGGAGAAGGCAAGGUUUCAGAAAGAAGAGCUGUUUACCAUCAAAGCAAACUGGGUUCCACACAGACAUAGCGUAUCAUACACAAAGACAAAGUUCUGGAGGUCGGAGGUCCAAAAUGAGUCUCACUGGGCUAAAAUCCAGGAGUUGGCAGGGCUGUGUUCCCUUCUGGAGGCUCUACGGAGGAGAAUCUGUUUCCUCGCCUUGUCCAGCUUCCAGAGGCCGCCUGCGUGCCUUGGCUGGUGGCCCCUGUCUUCGUCUUUGCAGCGGGCAGAGCCACCCCUUGCUGCAAAGAUGUCUAAGACAGGAUUAUUAAUUGGAUACCUUGCUCCUUUGGCAACACUGGAGUUCUGUUAGCAAGUAAAUAGGAAAGAAUGGACACCAGAUCUGCUGAAUAUAUAAACUGUUUUGGGGAAAAGACAGGCCUGCUCAGCCUAUGAAGUUUCCUAUCUAAAAGUUAAUCUUCUGAAAUUCCUUAGGAAUUUAAGGAAACCUAAUCUUUUGGUGUGUCAACAAAAGGGCCUGAGUAUAUUGCUUUCCCUCUGACAUUCAGGAGCCUCAGAGUGCCCGAGUGGCCCCUAGCAGGAGCUGGUGCUUACCAUGGCCAAGCAAAUCCAGCCAUUCUUGUUUGGUUGCCUAUUAAGUAAUUACCUUUGGGAAACUUCACCUCUGCCAUUAAAAAUUCUCUUUCUCUCUUAAGAGAGCUUGAAAGAUGUGGGGGUGAAUUGAGGAGGGGAGGCGUAAUAUCCUUGAAGAGGAAAGUUAAAAGGAACUGGGAUUUGGUUAAAAUAGAAGUUUAGAUUAUCAAGGGAGCAGGUUAUUGAGGGAGAGAAGAAGAGUCAUAGUUUAAAAAACACGUUGAUAUUUUACAUGUUUCAGUGAGUGCUUCAUCUCUAUUUUCGCCAAGGAAAAUAAAUGCAUUUAAUGGAUUUUUAAAAGUUUUCAAUAGUCUAUUUAUUAGAAAGAAAAAAGAACUUGUAAAACAGUCUCUUAUGGUAUGCUAGUAAAUGCUCAAAAACUGGCUGUCUCAGCGAGGGGAGGGCCUGCCCUGAUCUGUAGCGUUUGUCAAUUUCCUUGGUGUAAAUGCUCCCAUGAUGGUGGAUCCUAUAAAUGUAAAAAUGUGAAGCUGGGGAGAGACGUAGAGAAACACACCAUUAUUCUUUCCAUCGUACAGUUCCAAUAAAUGGAGAUAACCCGAGGAAUGUAGACAACAGUAAAAAGUUGUAAAACAAACAAACAAGGAAGUGAUGAGUUCUGAGUACUUUUUAUCUUUGUUUUUAAUCCAACUUAAUUAUAAGUUUAUAUAAAUUAAUUUUUAAUUCUGACUGUGUUUAACAACCAGCUCACAACUUUUCCUGAACAUUUAAGGUGGCUCUCAAGAACCAGUAUAAGCUCGUUCUAGCAUGUCACUAAAUACAUGUAUGGUAUCUGUGGAAAGGGGUUUGGAAGGUCACAUCCCAAAUUACUGACCGUGGUAAUUACCUCUUGGUGGGGAGUUGUCAUGGUAUGUGGAAGGGGACCUAUGUGCGUGCGUUACUCUGUAUACUUUUGUGUGUAUUGCUAGUAUAAUAAAAGUGAAUACAAGAUGGUUUUUAUAAAA
Acinonyx jubatus (cheetah) is the source of this 2374-nucleotide messenger RNA. RefSeq lists its product as uncharacterized. The record is from RefSeq and is a predicted model, not a curated record. Lineage: Eukaryota; Metazoa; Chordata; Mammalia; Carnivora; Felidae. The coding region runs from base 1 to 1131 and encodes 376 amino acids. The transcript is spliced from 8 exons.